AUGCGGUUCCUGAGAGAAAACGAUUUCUCCGCUGAGAAGUCUUUAGUGAAAAUGCAUCAAUACUACAACUAUUUAUUCGCUAUGGUCAAUCAAAGAUAUGAGACGAUUGACGAUAAGACGUUUUCUAUCCAAAUUCAAGUCUGUGAUAUGCUGAUAGCUAAGAGUCGCCGCCAGGUUGCAUGGUUUGAAGGCAUCGCUCGAUGGUCCAAGAACCACGGCAACCACGUUACUUUUAAAUUUAUUUUCAGUUAUAUUUUAUGCAAACGAAGAAAAAAAGUCGAAGGCUACGCCCACGUCGGGACCAUGUGCGAUGUGACAUCCGGCAAGUCCUCCUCGAUAGUCCACGACGGGGGAGACUUCCUUUCCGCGGCUGUGAUAGCUCAUGAGUUGGCACAUAGAUCUUCAAAAUCGAAGUGUCUACUAACUGCACCAAAGAAAUUAUUCAACUACGAUAACGAUGCUAGAUUUCCAGGCAAGACAGUUGACAUCAAUUCCCAAUGCCGUUUCUCGUUUUCUGAAUCUUCAAGCUUCUGUGAUGCAGGUUCUCAAAGAUAUAGCGUCUGUGAGCGCCUCUGGUGCGCAUCGCCCUCGGAAGGCGGCCUCUGUCGCACAAAGAGCAGACUUACGGCACUUCCGGGAACACCCUGCGGCUUUGGACGACACUGCAACCUAGGGAAGUGUAUAUCUUCAUAUACACCUACCUUUAUGUCGGCGUUCCAGUCGGUUCGUGUGGACUCAAGUCUUUUAUUUGCCGAUAGGAAUUGUCGCGCAGAGCCACCAAAGUGUUCCACUCUUGUUCGCGCAAGUCCAAAGCUGUGUACACGAGAAAGGUACCAGGAAUACUGCUGUAAAUCAUGUUCAAACCCCUACACGAUAUAGAAUCUUUCAUCUACUAGUAUGUGAAAUUACAAUAAAUGUCCAGUUGUGAUUAAGUAAAAAAACAACAAGAAUCAAUCAGUGAAAGCAGGA
Molecule: messenger RNA, 969 nt
Organism: Dreissena polymorpha
Lineage: Eukaryota; Metazoa; Mollusca; Bivalvia; Myida; Dreissenidae
Product: A disintegrin and metalloproteinase with thrombospondin motifs 3-like
Exons: 9
Coding region: 1-879 (292 amino acids)
Molecular function (GO): metallopeptidase activity
Source: RefSeq, a predicted model, not a curated record